CAGAAUCAAUUAUUUAUCAGGUAGUAUUGAUUAUGGUUUACAACCAUGCUAUAUAGAUUUUGUUGCACAACUCAUUGAAGAGGCUUCUUUAUGUUCACAUGCCGAAAAGAAAAGGGAAAGUGAAUCAGAAACAAAGAAAACCUGGAAAACUCACACAUCAUAUAUUGUGGAUCAUUAUGUUGAUGUUGUUUCUUCAUAAAGACCAAAGAAGUGAUAUGAGUUUGAACUGCCUUUCUUGUUUGUACAGUAUACUGCAAUACUUUGAUAAUGUUCUGGAAUAUUUCUUUCUGAUAAUCUCUCUCUGUUCUCUGUAUCACAUUUAUAUCUACUAACCAUCUAAUUUAAUUUCUUUUCAAGAUACGUCAACAUCAUUACAUGACUUUUCUGUGUAUGAGCAUAUAUACAUAUAGAGGAGGGAACAUUUAUCGAAUUUCUGCAUGUCUGUGCUUCCUGAUAUGAUGCUGAACUGUUUUACAGGUUUGAACCAGAUAUGCUAGCAUUUUCUGGGUGUUAUUUUGGUGGCGGUGAAAAAGAAAGAAAUGAGCUAGGAGAAAUAAGAAAACGAUGGGAAACAUUACCUGAUUUGGAUCCUUUGGAAGAAAGGAAGCGAGGGAAAUGUCCCCUGACUCCUCAUGAAGUGGGAUUAAUGCUGCGGGCUCUUGGUUUUUCUAAUGAUACAUACCUUUACAUUGCAUCUGGAGAAAUAUAUGGCGGAGAAGAGACUCUACAACCUCUAAGAGAGCUCUUCCCAAAUUUCUAUACAAAGGAGAUGCUUGCAAACAACGAGUUGAAACCAAUUCUUUCUUUCUCUUCUCGACUUGCUGCCAUUGACUACAUCGUCUGUGAUGAGAGUGAUGUGUUUGUCACUAAUAAUAAUGGAAAUAUGGCCAAGAUUCUUGCUGGUAGAAGGAGAUACAUGGGGCAUAAGAGGACCAUCAGACCAAAUGCAAAAAGGCUCAGUGCUGUAUUCAUGGAAAGGGAUCGGAUGGAUUGGGAUACUUUCUCCAAGAAGGUAAAAUCUUACCAGAGAGGAUUCAUGGGUGAACCAGAUGAGAUGAGACCAGGACGGGGUGAGUUUCAUGAAUAUCCACAGGCUUGCAUCUGUGAAAGACCUUUCACUUACCACGAUAACAACAUUGAUGGAGAUAACCAAGGUGAGAACAGUCCUCAAGGACAGAGGAACACUAGCAUGGGAGAGGAACUGGUGUCUUCAGGGGAUAAUGAUGAGGCUGACGAGUUGUUUUCAGACUAGAAGGAAAGAGAAGAUUCUCCUGGAUGAUAAUUUCUUGAGUAAUUCUUCUCUUUCCUCUGAUAUUAACCAGAGUGAAUGAUAAUCAUGCCAGCACAGAGUUUUAUUAAGUGUGGCAUUCAAAUCAAAACAUGUGAAAAUGUUGAAAAAUGCCACUGUGGUUGGAUCCAUGAAAAAUUCAUGGAUCCAUCCAUGUAUAGAGAAGGGAACUUGGUGCAGCUCCAAUUGUUCAUAAUUAGUUUUUGUUGGUAAAUAUGUUAGGUACGCUAAAAUCAUAUUUUGAUGCGGCUUGUUUAUUGCGUAACCUAUCUAGUUGUUUCUAAGUUUUUCUGGCUUUGCGAAAGCAUUGCACAUCAAGCACCUGGUAGUAACUAAUGAAUACCAACCUUGUUCACUUGCUUUGUUGAGUAUCCAAUAGAUAGCAAAUCGGUAACUGCUGGAUAUAUUUUAGAAUAUGUGAACAAUUGAUUCCAGGAAA
Messenger RNA from Carica papaya (papaya), 1727 nucleotides. The record is from RefSeq and is a predicted model, not a curated record. Lineage: Eukaryota; Viridiplantae; Streptophyta; Magnoliopsida; Brassicales; Caricaceae.